Molecule: messenger RNA, 3699 nt
Organism: Pseudonaja textilis
Lineage: Eukaryota; Metazoa; Chordata; Lepidosauria; Squamata; Elapidae
Gene: NDUFV2
Product: NADH:ubiquinone oxidoreductase core subunit V2
Biological process (GO): mitochondrial electron transport, NADH to ubiquinone
Cellular component (GO): respiratory chain complex I
Molecular function (GO): NADH dehydrogenase activity
Source: RefSeq, a predicted model, not a curated record
GCGGUUGCGCAUGCGCUGGCGAGAGCGCCCAGGGUAGUGAGUCUCCGUGACUCUUGAGGGCGGGCGAGCGAGCGAGCGAGCCGGGUUGAGGUGGCGGCGAGGGUGGCUGCUGCCAUGUUGUUCUCUGUUGGUUUUCGGACUGCCUUUCCACGCUUGGUGACAAAUAUCCGCUGCCUUCUUACAUCUGCAGAAUGCAGGAGUAGUGCUGGAACUCUAUUUGUGCACAGAGAUACUGCUGAAAACAACCCAAAUACCCCCUUUGAUUUCACUCCUGAAAACUAUAAGAGGAUAGACGUAAUAGUAAAUAACUACCCAGAAGGACAUAAAUCUUCGGCAGUAAUCCCAGUCCUGGAUUUAGCUCAAAGACAACAUGGAUGGUUACCUAUAUCAGCUAUGAAUAAGGUUGCUGAGAUUCUACAAAUGCCUCCUAUGAGAGUUUAUGAAGUAGCAACGUUUUAUACAAUGUUUAAUCGUAAGCCUGUUGGGAAAUAUCAUAUUCAAGUCUGCACUACCACACCUUGUAUGCUUCAAGAUUCAGAUAGUAUAUUAGAAGCCAUUCAGAACAAGCUUGGUAUAAAAGUUGGGGAAACUACAUCUGACAAACUUUUCACUGUAACUGAAGUUGAAUGUUUGGGAGCUUGUGUAAAUGCACCAAUGGUACAAAUAAAUGACAACUAUUAUGAAGACCUGACAACAAAAGACAUUGAAAACAUAAUUGAUGAACUGAAAGCUGGAAAUGUUCCAAAACCUGGACCAAGAAGUGGACGUUUCUCUUGUGAGCCAUCUGGUGGUCUGACUUCUCUGACACAACCACCCAAAGGACCUGGUUUUGGAGUUCGGUCAGAUCUUUAAAACUAUUGUUCUACGUGUAAAAUCAUUGAAAAAAUAAAUUCUAAAAUAUGGACAAUGGAAAUUCAAGUUUAUAUUGUUAUUUUAAACAGGCUAAACAUGUAUUUUAUUUGUUAGAAACAAGAAAUGGAAGAACCAAAUUCCAGUUAUUCAGAAGCAGCAGUGUAGAUCAACUACAUUUAUAAUUAUUCAUGAAUAGUUAUAUAGAUAUUUGUUUCCCUAUAUUAUAUGUGACACAUCAGAAGUACAUAAAAUAAAUGUAAUGGAAAAGAUAGCAUACUGUUCAUUAAUUACAAGAUUUUGCAAACAAAUGAAUCUCUUUGGCAUCCUACAAUACAGGAUUAAUUGGUAUACUGAUGAAGUAGCCAGAAUGCUAUACAACUUCUUUGGAGAUAAUGGCACAAAGAGAAUUUUUAAAAAGUGUGAUUCUGAAUAAUAUUCUUACAAAAAUACUUGUCUACUGUUAAAUGAGAACCGAAGAAAAAUUUUAGUCUUAAAAAAAAGCCUUGCACUGAUUGCCUAUUACUUUUGAGAGCAUUGCCUUUCCACAAACUACUAAAAAUUGAGUUGGUCUGGAGUCUUUUAAAAGAACUGACAUCACAGUGACUUGUGUUACUGUGUCCUUUGUUUUUAUUAUUCAUUUAUUAUGCGUGUUUUAUCAUUAUGUAUGUAAAGUGCUGUCCUUUUAUUGUGACAGCAAAUCAGGCAAAUAAUUAAUUAAAAUGACAUAUCUAUUAAUGCCAAUUAUACCUGUUUUUGAAGUAUCCACCCCAAAUGACUACCAAAAAAUUAAAAAUGUAGACAAUUCUGCACCAUAAUGUGUAUUUUAUGUGUAUUAUACUUUUAUGUGUAUAAAACUUAAAUUGUACAUUACCCAGACAUAUACAUAAAACAGGUAGUUUAUAAAUUUUUUUAGUAAAUAAAUGGAAAAAUGUUUUUAAUUUCUAACAGGAAAAUGAAUUAAUCAUCAAUUUGUCCAAUAACGUCAGUCUGAAAAAUACCAAACUAUAUAUCAGAUACAAUCAUGUAUAUCAGACAUACAAUCAAAGAACUAAGAACAAUAAGUUUUAUUGCAUACUCUUCCCAAUAGGUUAGAGGCAUAGUUUGGUCGGAAUCUUAAUUCUUCUGUUGCUUGCCAUACUUCUGAAGAUAUCCAUAAAUUCUUGUAGUUUUCUGUUGUGGUAAUGAUCAUAAUGUGAUCUAAAUUUAUCUUCUAGUAGUUUCUUAUAAAUAGGAAAAUCUAAAGUAUUUUGAAUGCUAAUAUACCGAUUGUAUAAAAUUUCAGUAUAUAGUCCUUGCAUCUUGCUGAUUUUUGAACUUUAAUCUGUCAAGUGGGAUAUUUUAGUAUACCACAUUCUUCUAUGUUCAGAAAUCUUUUGGAAAACUUUGUUUUUCCAUAAUCUGGUUCUAUUCUCAAUUAUUGUUACAGAUGUCAUUAUAAUUCUGCUUGUAUUUUUUUCUGAAUUUUUUUAUUAAGUUUCUUUCCAUGAUCUCAGGUUUUCUUAGUUUUGGCUUCUCUCUUCUUGGCAAUUUUCCAUCAUCUGUUCUGAUAUGCAUUAUUGUUUCAUCUGCUGUUUGACCUUUUACAAUCUCUUUUCAUAUUGACCAUUAACAACUUAUUUGAUUUCAUUCUAUAGUUCCUCUGGUUCCUUAUAAAUGAUGUUCAGGUUUUGAAAGCAAUUCUUGAUGUUAUCCUUGAAAUUGGGUGAUUGGUUUAUGCUCAGGAUCAUAUUGUAGAAACUCCUUGGCUUUCUUUCACUUUAGCUUGACUUGGAAUUUGCACAUGAGCAGUUGGAUCUGCUUCACAAUCAUCCCCUGGCAACAUUUUUUUUUCCUAUUAUACAACUUUUCCAAUAAUCGACAAUAAUGUAGUGUUUAAUUUUUGUGUGCUGUGACUGGAAUGUCCAAAUGUGUAGCAGUUUUGGUUGUUUGAAGAAUGUGUUAACAAUAAAGAAAUUAUUGGAUUGUCAAAAACGAAAUUCUUCUGCUUCAUUUUCGUUUCCUAAGGUAACACUGUUUUCCUCCUUUUCCAACUAUGACAUUCUAAUCAAUCACAAGCAGCAUAUUUUGUUUCCACAUUCUGUUCUUUCAGAUUGAACUUGAUCAUAAAAUUUGUUAACCUUGAUACUGUAUCAAUUAUUGAAGUAAGGCUGUCCCAGAAGUGUAAGACAUAUUUUGUCACUGACUAGACUCAACCCCAUCUUUGCUAGAAUCCUAUGAAAGAAAUGCCAUUUUUUGUUUUUGUUUUAAAUUUCCUUAGUAAAACAAACACAAAACUACUCAAUUCCAGAUACUUCAAUUCACUAAUACACAUAAUCAUGUGUAGAUGAUUCAUUGUAUGAUUUCAGUGUUGAGAUGUUCCAUAUCCAUGUUUCUUAUCUUCUAUGUUCCCCCUGUAAUUCUGUUUUCAGUUUCAGAUUUUAUUUUGCUACAUUGCAACUUUGCCGCAACUAGAUGCCCAGAACUAGACCUGGUUUCCAUCUAGCCAUGUCAUAAAACCAUUAGUAGUACUUAAAAGACCUCAACUGUUCUUAAUAUUGUAUUUGCUAUCAUAUGUUUAAGUGGCACUUGGUCCAUGAGGCCCAUCACCUGGCAUUAUAUCAUCAAUCCCUUUAUUCUGUCUAUCCAGAUGGCUUUCAUGGUUACAGGAAUGCCUUACCAUUGCCUUUUCCCAUGCAGUAUGAAAUGAUAUAUUUGCAGUUGUUGCUAAAGAAAUCAUCCAUUUCCUCUUUUUCUUAUGUGACUGCUUUCAUAUAUAAAUCCCUGUCUGCUUUAAAAGGGUACCUAGGAUGACCUUCACAUCCCAGAUGAUGUAACUAUAUUGUAUUGGCCUGGUGUUCAUAGCUCAUU